Eriocheir sinensis (Chinese mitten crab) is the source of this 2444-nucleotide messenger RNA. RefSeq lists its product as uncharacterized. The record is from RefSeq and is a predicted model, not a curated record. Bases 1 to 2127 code for a protein of 708 amino acids. The transcript has 3 exons. Lineage: Eukaryota; Metazoa; Arthropoda; Malacostraca; Decapoda; Varunidae.
AUGUGUGCCGCCCCUGCCCCUGCCCCGAGAGCCCUGACCCUGUUACUAGCCGCGGUGGUGGUGGUGGUGGUGACCGUGGCUAGUGUGGAGGCUGUACAACCCACCACCACCACCACCAGUACCAACACCUCCACCACCACCACCACCUCCAAGCCUCGUCUCUCAAGAAGGAUAUUAGAACCCCCGGAUUUCUUGGCUAAUACUCGAAGGGGGCGACGAAGAGGCCUUACUGGGGGAUCAGGAGGGAGGAGCAAGCCACCCCGUACCUCUAAAUCCUCUUCCACACCAAGUAUAGAGGAUUCAACCCCUCGGAUAGGAGAAUCUAGUCCCCGAUCAAGCCCUAAGGAUAAGAGUAAAGGAAAGCAAGGUGGAUCAGCCCCCAAGAAGCCAGACCAAGAGGAGGUGACCGCGAGCCCUCCCAACCUCCGCGGGGGCAAACGAGGUGUGCGCUUCUUCAGGCACGAGGAGACGGGGCGUGACGGCCGCGUGAGGGGUACCUACGGCUUCGUGGACGCCGACAACGACCUCCACGUGGUUGUGUACACUACCGACGCGCUGGGACACAGGAUUCGAACGGAGACACACGAGAUCGAGGGUUACGGCCACACCCUCUCGGCCAUCCUACAGAAGGACGUCUCGACAGCCCAGGUCAAGGAGGAGGUUCACCGUAUCCUAAGGCAGAGGAAGUCCUAUGCGGCCCCGGAGUCCUACGCUUCCUCUAAUGCCUCCCAAACCUCUGAUCCUUCGACGAAUACAUCCUCUUCCUCUUCUUUAGCCGCUGACUCCUCUAACUCCUUCUCUGUGUCCUCUUCUUCCUCUUCUGUAUCCUACGACUCACAUCUCUCCCCCUCUAAAGCUUCUAACUCCUCUUCUUCUUCCUCUUCUUUUAAAUCUUCAAUCUCUUCUAUUUCAUCUCCUUCAUUUUCUGAGUCUUCUUCUGAGUCUUCUACUUCAUCUCCUUCCCUUUCUGAAUCGUCUGUUUCCUCUCUAAUCUUCCCUGAGUCUCCUACAGUCCCUCCAUCCUACUCUAAGGACUCCACAUCCCCUCCUUUGCCUCCUGAUCCUUCCCCUUCCUCGGUAAAGACUCCUCGUUCGCCUCCUUCGCCCUCACGUCCUUCUACCUCGUCUUCUGCUUCUUCGUCAUCUCCUUCUGCAGUUGUUGAUGAGUCUUCUAGUUCCUCUGUUUUGUCCUUAGGAUCUAAUGGUUUGUCUCCCUCGCCUUCCACUUCUGUCCCUGUGUUCUUAAAGUUCAUUCGUUCCUCUUCACCAUCAAGGCUUUCUGUCCCUCCUUUGUCUGUCUCUUCUUCGGUUUCAAAGUCGCGUGGUUCAUCUUCUUUGGCAUCUAGAAUCUCUACCUCCUCUCCGCCUCCUUCCACCUCUUCCCUAUUUUCAAAGUCUAGUUCUUCUUCCUUAUCCUCUGAAACCUCUACCUCUUCUCCGCCUCCUUCUACCUCUUCCCCAUUUUCAAAGUCUAGUUCUUCUUCCUUAUCCUCUGAAAUCUCUACCUCCUCUCCGCCUCCUUCUACCUCUUCCCCAUUUUCAAAGUCUAGUUCUUCUUCCUUAUCCUCUGAAAUCUCUACCUCCUCUCCUCCUCCUCCUCCUCCUCCUACCUCUUCUCCAUUACGAAAGUCUCCUUCCUUUCCUCCCAAAAUCUCCACCUCCUCUCCUCUUCCUACCUCUUCUCCUAGUGCCUUUCCUGCGGCCAUUAGCUCCUACACAUCCUCACGCCCUUCCCUUGAGUCCUCCAGCGUCCCUAGUGCCUCCUCCUACUCCCCCUUCCUCCUCACCACGCCCCUGCCCCCCGCCACCACCCUGGGCUACCGGAGAUCCACCAGGGAGACGCCCACGGGGGAUGAGCCUUACUUCGAUGACGCUGAGCCGUUCCCCACCUCAGGGCGUCUCAAUAGCUUGCCGGGGGGCGAUGCGAAGUCUUCCUCCUUCGGCGGCACCGUCAGGAGGUUGCUUCCCCUUCGCUAUGAUGACUUCGGCAGGGGUGGUGUAGGCCUCGCCCCCUCGCAGCCUGGUGGAGGGAGAUACGCCCCCCCCGCCUCGGUCACCACCUUCCCCCCCGCGGUGUUGCAAGGUACAGACAACAAUCCCUCAUUUCGUUUACCUGUUGCCUCAUAGCUUGUGUUGCUUCCGUAGGUUCAGUGUUGCGAGGAAUGAUUAGUCUGAUUUUGCCCUUUUUUAUUAGUGUUUCUUCUUUUGCUUCUUUAUAUUGUGGCUCUUUAUUUCUCGCCUCUUCCUCUCGUCACCUUUACUUUCUUUCUUGCCUCAAAAAUCAGCGUUACCUUCAGUUUCAUCCCCUAAUUAGUUUGCCUUUCCAGGUGACACUUCAGGUAGCAGCAAGACUUUUCCUUUCACCUACCGCCUUUCCCUAUAUCCUCCACCUUUAUUACUCUUAUCAUCACCUGUAUACCUUCGUUUCUCCCUUGAUCAACAUC